This is a messenger RNA of Harmonia axyridis, 2348 nucleotides long. RefSeq lists its product as uncharacterized. NCBI's taxonomy places the organism in Eukaryota, Metazoa, Arthropoda, Insecta, Coleoptera, Coccinellidae. Gene Ontology annotation, biological process: purine ribonucleoside salvage. Gene Ontology annotation, cellular component: nucleus; cytosol. The transcript has 7 exons. The record is from RefSeq and is a predicted model, not a curated record. Gene Ontology annotation, molecular function: adenosine kinase activity. Bases 267 to 2324 code for a protein of 685 amino acids.
UAAUUACCACUCAAAUUGACUCUCAACACGUGUUCAAGUGUUAAGUCAUUGAUAACUUAUUCGUUUUACGUCUCGAAUACAGAUGCCACUAAUUAUUAUUGAACAAUUAUUACGAAUGUGGUGAUAACAAAAUUAUAUAAUUAGUGAACAAUAACUUACUGUGAUAUUGACGUUAGUUGUAUUCGAGACUCUCACCUUGUAGGGUCAAGUCUAUCAACGAAGAUAAUAUAAAUUUGUUACUCAAUUUUGUAAAUUUACUCUUAAAAAUGGCUUGUGAAGGUGAUUUGAGGGACAAUAUGUUACUUGGGAUGGGUAAUCCCCUUCUCGAUAUCUCGGCAGUGGUUGAGGAAAAUUUACUGAAAAAAUACGAACUCAAAGAAAAUGAAGCUAUAUUGGCAUCUGACAAACACAACACCCUCUAUACUACACUGAUAGACAAAUACGAUGUGGAAUAUAUAGCAGGAGGUAGUGUCCAAAAUGCUCUCCGUGUAUGCCAAUGGUUAUUAGGCAAACCAAAAACUGUUACAUUCUUCGGUUGUGUGGGAGAUGAUGAAUUUUCUAAAAUCUUGAAGGAUCAAGCUCUAAAAGCAGGAGUUGACGUAAGAUAUCAGUACACAACGACUGAACCAACAGGAACUUGUGCAGUUCUUGUUACAAAUCAAAACAGAACGUUAUGUGCAAACUUGGCUGCUGCAAACUGUUUCACCAUGGAUCAUAUUGAAAAUCCUGAAAACAGAAAACUGAUUGAGACAGCUUCAUUUUAUUAUGUUUCUGGAUUUUUCCUGACUGUUAGUCCUCCUUCUAUUUUGGACGUAGCUAAUCAUGCUUAUGAAAAUAAGAAACCUUUCAUUAUGAAUCUAAGUGCAGAGUUUAUAUGUAAAUUCUUCAAGGAAAAGUUUAUGCAAGUGAUGCCUUAUGUUGAUAUCCUUUUUGGAAAUGAAGCAGAAGCCUUGGCUUUUGCUGAGAACACUGAUUUUGCUAACAAGAGCAUAAAAGAGAUUGCAGUUGCUAUUUCAAAACUUCCUAAAAAAGAUGAAAGCAAAGAACGUAUAGUAAUAAUAACCCAGGGUACCUUACCAGUUAUUUUGGUCAAUAAGGGAGAAAUUACUGAAUAUUCAGUUAGUUGCCUUCCCAAAGAAUCUAUCAUAGAUACAAAUGGUGCUGGAGAUGCAUUUGUUGGCGGUUUUUUGUCUCAAUAUAUCCAAGGAAAGAGUCUUGAAGUCUGUAUAAAAUGUGGUAUUUGGGCAGCCUCAGAAAUCAUUCAAAGAUCUGGCUGUACAUUUUCAGGCAAACCUUGUUUCGUUGAAAGCUGGGAAAACACACUUCUUGGAUAUGGUCUUCCACUCUUAGAUCUUAUAGUUCGAGUCGAUGAUGAUUACUUGAUGAAGCAUAAGCUAAGGAAAAACAAAACAGUACCUGCUACCGAAGAGCAUAACGAAUUAUUCAAGGAUAUCAUAGAAAAUCAAAAUCCGACAUAUGUAGUUGGUGGAUGUGUACAUAAUGCAUUAUAUGUAAUGCAAUGGAUUAUAGAGAAACCAAAUGUGGCAACAUUUUUAGGAUGUGUUGGGGAUGAUGAAUACGCAGAUAUUGUUGAAAAGGCAGCUUUGGAAGUUGGUAUCAAUGUUCAGUUUGAGAAAUUGCAGACAGAAGCUACUAGUUCUUGUGCUGUUUUAGUUACUGAUAAGGACAGAACUUUAGUAACAAGAAUACGAACACUUAAUCGUUUUUCUGAAGAAUAUUUAAAAAACAUUUGGCACUACGUUGAAAAGUCACAAUUUUUCUACAUAAUGGGCUUUUCUUUAUCGACAGACUUUAUUUUCACCAUGAAAGUUGCGAAGCAUUCCAAUGAAAAUUGUAAGAAAUUCAUAAUGAAUUUGUCAGCAGAAUAUAUUUGCAAAAAGUACAUUAAGGAAUUUGUUGAAAUAUUUCCUUACAUUGAUAUCAUUAUUGGAAAUGAAUUGGAAUUGCUUGCUUUUGCUGCUGCUCUGGAUAUAAAAGACUGCAAUGCUAACAGCAUGUGCCUAGAAAUCGCCAACUUACCAAAAAUAAAUAAUAAACUCAAAAGAAUAUGUAUAAUAACAAGAAAUAAAAAACCGUUAAUUUUUGCUAAAGGGAAUGAAGUGAAGGAAUAUCCCGCAAUUUUGGUAUCUCAAGAGGAAAUUGUUGAUUCAAAUGGAGCAGGAGACGCCUUUGUUGGAGGGUUUUUAGCACAAUUAGUAGCUGGACGAAAUUUGGAAGAAUGUAUCAAGUGUGGACAAUGGGCUGCUAGCAUAAGUUUACGUCAUAUAGGGUGUAAAAUGGAUGAUGAAUCCAAAAACAAAUAAAUAUAAAAGUGAGUGUAGACUUAA